Rosa chinensis is the source of this 1094-nucleotide messenger RNA. Its product is annotated as glutathione S-transferase. Bases 204 to 860 code for a protein of 218 amino acids. Gene Ontology annotation, cellular component: cytoplasm. Gene Ontology annotation, molecular function: glutathione binding; glutathione transferase activity. NCBI's taxonomy places the organism in Eukaryota, Viridiplantae, Streptophyta, Magnoliopsida, Rosales, Rosaceae. The record is from RefSeq and is a predicted model, not a curated record. The transcript has 3 exons.
GAUCUUAAAACUCUAUCUCUGGUAAGUGGACGCUGGUGGACCCAAACAAACCAACCCUUUCAAGCAAGGGAUAAAGUGGCUGAGCAACACGUCGGUGGUUUUGUAUGGUGUAAAAGAGUAGAGGAGGACGCAAAUUAGAAACACACCAGACUAAUAAGAAAGAGAAAACAGAGGAGCCAAAACUCAAAACCAAUCUGAAUCUGAUGGCGACUUCGGUGAAAGUGUACGGACCACCGAUAUCCACGGCCGUGUCGAGAGUGUUGGCCUGUCUCCAUGAGAAAGAAGUGCCCUAUCAGCUCAUUCCGGUCAACAUGGCCAAAGGCGAGCACAAGAAGCCUGAAUACCUCAAGAUCCAGCCAUUUGGACAAGUGCCAGCUUUUGAAGACGAGGGCUUCGCCCUUUUCGAAUCGAGGUCCAUAUGCCGGUACAUAUGUGAGAAGUAUGCAAAGCAGGGAAACAAGGGAUUGUAUGGGGAAAACCCAUUGGCAAAGGCCUCCAUAGAUCAGUGGCUAGAAGCUGAAUCACAUAGCUUCAGUCCUCCAAGCUCCGUUCUGGUGUUUCAGCUUGCAUUCGCACCGAGAAUGAAGCUGAAGCAGGAUCAAGGGGCGAUCCGGCAGAACGAAGAGAAGCUGAAGAAGGUGCUGGACGUGUACGAAGAGACGCUGCGUGAGAGCCGGUUCUUGGCGGGUGACGAUUUCACUCUGGCUGACCUUUCUCACUUGCCCAACACACACUACUUGGUGAAUUCCUCCGAUAUGGGAGAGCUGUUUACUGAGAGAGACAAUGUGGGCAGGUGGUGGUCUGAGAUAUCUAGCCGAGAAUCGUGGCAGAAGGUAGUUGAAAUGCAGAAGCCUGCUUGAGAGUCCUCAACACUUAGCUCGGGUUUAUCUGCUUUGCUCGUUUCUUUUUUCCAAUAUUUGUUCGUCGUGGUUAAUCGCAAUACUUAAUCGGAACUUGACGGCUUGAAUAAUAUGUAUUCUUCAGCCGGAAACCUUUUCAGAUUCUGCUGGAUUUGGAGGGAGUUCUUGUUCUGCCUCUCUUGAUUAUGUACUGGAUUAUCUAAAUCAAUAAAUCUUAAAUUUAUCCAACUGAAA